This is a messenger RNA of Esox lucius (northern pike), 4724 nucleotides long. It is a transcript of the gene epha8, whose product is annotated as eph receptor A8. Gene Ontology annotation, biological process: cell surface receptor protein tyrosine kinase signaling pathway; protein phosphorylation; axon guidance. Bases 205 to 3336 code for a protein of 1043 amino acids. Gene Ontology annotation, molecular function: transmembrane-ephrin receptor activity; protein binding; ATP binding. Gene Ontology annotation, cellular component: neuron projection; plasma membrane. Lineage: Eukaryota; Metazoa; Chordata; Actinopteri; Esociformes; Esocidae. The record is from RefSeq and is a predicted model, not a curated record. The transcript has 19 exons.
GAGGCAGUCUCUAACUCUAGCCCAAUGAGCCCUCAGCCCCUCACACACACACACACACACUCAGCGCUGGCUCAGGCUCCGCUUCAACAGAGUCGGAGAGGGACAGUAAGAGCGAGGGAGUGAGAUAGGAAGAGAGUGGGAGAUUGGUAGUGUGUGUGUGUGUAUGCCUGUGUAUGUGUGUGUGUGUGUGUGUGUGUGAGCGCCAUGGCUUCAGAUCCAGGGCUUGUAGCACUGUUUCUAUGGACUAUAUCAGUACAGGCACUGGGCACCACCGGAAACAACCAGAACAAUGAAGUGAAUCUACUUGACACGUCCUCGAUAUCAGGAGACUGGGGCUGGCUAACAUCUCCCUCACAUGGGGUAAGAUGUGUCUCUCAAAAGUGGGAUGCGAUAAAUGAGAUGGAUGAGUAUUUCAGUCCCAUCCACACGUACCAGGUGUGUAACGUGAUGAGUCCCAGUCAGAACAACUGGUUGAGGACGGGCUGGAUCCCUCGUGACGGAGCCAGGAGGAUCUACAUUGAACUCAAGUUCACCCUGCGAGACUGCAACAGCAUGCCUGGUGUACUGGGCACCUGCAAGGAGACAUUUAACCUGUACUACUAUGAGUCCGACCGAGCUGUGGGUGCAGCCAUUGUAGAGACCCAGUUCAUCAAGAUCGACACUAUUGCUGCUGAUGAGAGCUUCACUGGAGUGGACCUGGGAGUCAGGAGGCUUAAACUCAACACUGAGGUGAGAGGUGUGGGCCCACUCACUAGACGAGGCUUCUACCUAGCCUUCCAGGACAUCGGGGCGUGCAUAGCCCUAACCUCGGUCAGGGUGUACUACAAACGCUGCUCCAGUGUGGGCCGCAACCUGGCCAUGUUCACCGACGUGGUAACUGGCGCUGACUCCUCCUCCCUGGUGGAGGUCAGGGGUCAAUGUGUGGACCAUGCCGAGGAGAGAGACACGCCCAAGAUGUACUGCAGCGCUGAGGGAGAGUGGUUGGUGCCCAUCGGGAGGUGUGUCUGCAGCGCAGGUUUUGAGGAACACAGAGAGUCCUGUGUCGCCUGUGAGGUGGGUUACUAUAAGCCUGUUGCAGGUGAUGGGUUAUGUGGGAAGUGUCCUUUACACAGCCACUCAGAGACAAGAGCUGCGCUCUCCUGCCCCUGUGAUUCCAGUCAUUACAGGGCUCCCACAGACCCACCUACUGCCCCCUGCACACGCCCCCCAUCGGCUCCGGUAAAUGUGAUAUCAUCGGUUAAUGGGACCUCAGUGAAUCUGGAGUGGGGAAGACCUCUGGACAUGGGUGGCCGUACUGACCUGCUGUACAGUGUGCUCUGUCAGAAGUGUUCUGCAGAAGGGGGGCAGUGUGAAGACUGCAUGGCAGGUUUGGGGACACCGAGUGGGGGAACAGGAGGAGGGGGUGGAGGGACGGUGGAGCGGUCGGGUGUAGUCCCGGUGCGUUUCGUUCCCCAGCAGAACUCACUGACUGAACCCUGGGUGACUGUUCUAAACCUGGUUGCCCACGCCAACUACACAUUCCGUAUCCUAGCGAUGAACGCGGUGACACUUCAGAGCAACUUGCCACCACCCUUUACCUCUGUGAACAUCACCACGAACCAGGCAGCCCCCUCCCAAGUGAUGGCAAUUCGCCAGGAAAAUGCCAGUCAGAACAGUGUCACUCUGCUGUGGCAUGAACCGGACCAGCCCAAUGGAGUCAUACUGGAGUACGAUAUUAAAUACUACGAGAAGGAUAAGGAGCAGCAGAGCUACUCCACUCUGAAGGCCAAGGGGACCUCAGCCCGGGUGUCUGGCCUGAAGCCUGGUACAAGGUAUAUCUUUCAGAUCCGGGCAAGAACCUCAGCAGGCUGUGGAAGGUUCAGCCAAAACGUGGAGAUACAGACUGGGAAAGCAAUUCCUCUGCGCUAUGACACUAUGACCAUCAUCUGGAUCUGUAUGGCCCUGGUCUCUGGCCUUGUGACCUUCCUGGCCAUCGUCAUCUGCAGGAAACGGCAAGGCAACCCUUUCUUACACUACACCACUACCCCUGAUGUGGAUGAGUCCUCUCUGACUCUACGUCACUCAUUUACACACUGUGGCUAUAGCAAGGCCUUCCAGGACUCAGAUGAGGAGAAGAUGCACUACCAGAACGGUCAUGUGUCAUUCCCUGACACACGCUUCUACAUCGACCCGCACACCUACGAAGACCCCUGCCAGGCCGUCCAUGAGUUUGCCAGAGAAAUUGAAGCUUCCAGGAUCAAAAUAGAGAAAAUCAUUGGCUCAGGUGAAUUUGGGGAAGUGUGUUAUGGGCGGAUGCGUCUCCCAGGGAAGAGAGACAUUCCAGUGGCUCUGAAGACGCUGAAGGCAGGAUACACUGACAAGCAGAGGAGGGACUUCCUGGCAGAGGCAUCAAUCAUGGCCCAGUUUGACCAUCCCAAUGUCAUUCACCUGGAGGGAGUGGUUACACGCAGUAAACCAGUCAUGAUCAUCACUGAGUACAUGGAGAACGGAUCAUUGGACUCUUUCCUGAGGAGACAUGAUGGUCAGUUCACCAUAAUCCAGCUGGUGGGAGUACUCCGUGGCAUUGCGGCGGGUAUGACUUACCUGGCAGAUCUGGGUUACAUACACCGUGACCUGGCAGCUCGUAACAUCCUGGUCAACAGCAACCUGGUGUGUAAGGUGUCUGACUUUGGCUUGUCCAGAGUCCUGGAGGAUGACCCCGAUGCAGCAUACACCACCAGCGGAGGCAAGAUUCCCAUUCGCUGGACGGCCCCAGAGGCCAUCGCCUACAGGAAGUUCUCCUCCUCCAGUGAUGUGUGGAGCUACGGCGUGGUCAUGUGGGAAGUCAUGUCCUAUGGAGAGAGGCCAUACUGGAAUCUCACCAACAGAGAUGUCAUUAAGUCAGUAGAGGAGGGCUACAGGCUACCUGCUCCUAUGGGGUGUCCCGGUGCCCUACACACUCUCAUGUUGGACUGCUGGCAGAAGGACCGCAAUGAAAGGCCCCGGUUCUGCCAAAUUGUUACGGUUCUUGACAAGCUGAUCCGAAACCCGGAGAACCUCAAGUCCAUGGACACGCUGUGCAGGUUAGGCACACCUCCCAUGAUGGACAAAUGUAUCCCAGACUUCAGCAGCUGUAAUUCUGUGGAUGAGUGGCUGGACACCAUCAAGAUGGGCCGAUAUAAGGAGCACUUUGCUGCAGGGGGCUACCGGACUCUGGGCCACGUCAUAGGCAUGAACCAAGGGGACAUCAGCCGGCUUGGUGUGACACUGAUGGGUCAUCAAAAGAAGAUCAUGACCAGUGUUCAGCUGAUGCGUGCCCAGGUACUCAACAGGAGCGUGCCCUCAGUGCACAUAUAACGUCAGCCUCCAGGUUUCUCCAGCCGGCCAUCUGUCAAAAUGAGCACCAAGCUUCUAUGACUAUCAGAGAAACUGUAAGAGGAGUGUCUGGGUGACAUUUUCGUGAACUUUUUUCGAGACGUCUUCUUUGCGAGAUCGACAAAGAGGAUCGAUGGAAAGGGACUUGAGUACACUACAGUCCACGGGAAAGGUUAAUCUAUGUUUUUCCUAUCCAGAUACGUUUUAUGAGUUAUUUGUCUUGUUUGUAAAAAUUGAAGGACUGCCUUAAUCUCCACAAAUGAUUUACAUGUUGUUGUAUACAAAGAGAGGUUUUAUGAAAAUUAAUUUAUCAGAAGUAUAUGUGAAAAUCGAUCUAAGUGAUGUGUUAUAAUGGAUCUGGGUAAGAGAGAGACUGACCAGGGCUGGAGCACUUCCGUGUGUCCGCCCUACAGCACACAGCUUCUCCUAUGGGUCACCUGAAAACCGGCCCCUGGCCCCAACACUGACAUGCCACAAAAAGAACUUGGACUUAAACCUGGCAGUGGACAAUAAGGCCAGAGUCAACUCGGCAGGAAUGCCACAAGUCCUCCGUUGAGGAGGAGGCCAGUUUGACGCUUGUCUGUUAGACAUAAAGACAUAAAGAUGCACAAGGUCACAGUAAACAGUAGGUGGAACCUUGGAGAGGAACCCUGUGUUCUGUUGCUGUUACAGAUAUGGAUAAACAAUUACUGUAGGAGGCAUGUAUGGAUGACGGCUUAUUGUUAUGUGUCACUGUUUUGAGUCUGUGGUUUUUAGAAGGAAAAGCAAAGAAAAUGGAAAGUGCUUGAUGUGGAAACAAUAUUAUGAACGGACCUAGUUCCCCUGUGCAAUCUCUGUAGGAUCUUUUGAAUAGAUGGUCAAUGUCUCUUUUUACUAGAGAAGAAGCUAAUUAUAUUCCCAUAAUAAGCAUUCUAUAUCUACGGAUACAUUUCAACGAUGUUUCCAGAUCAUUCUCUAGAUAUGUUUUAAAAAAAAAAUAACACUAGACUUCAGUAAAACCAUAUUUUAUAACAGUAUGUUUCAGUAGAACUACCAAAAGCAAAAUAAAAACAGAAUUCCAUUUGUCUACACCAGUACAUACCUACAGUCACAGCAGAGAACUAGGUUUACUCACCUGCCUGAAAUUUGAGGUCUGUUUGAGGUCAAACAAAAUUCAAAAGAUAACAGCUUUUUGCACUGAUUGAUGGAUACUACUGGAUCAUACUUGUUUCUCAUGUCAAUUCAUAAAAUGCAACUUGUCCAUGAUGACACAAUAAAGAACCAUCUAUGUUACUGAAACAGCAAUAACCCUUUGUAUGCACGCCUCAGUGCAGAGAGUGUCCACUGCCAUAAUUGAUCGGGGAAUUAAUAAAAUGGGUUUAACACAACAA